Messenger RNA from Solanum verrucosum, 1362 nucleotides. Its product is annotated as kaempferol 3-O-beta-D-galactosyltransferase-like. Bases 1 to 1356 code for a protein of 451 amino acids. Gene Ontology annotation, molecular function: UDP-glycosyltransferase activity. The record is from RefSeq and is a predicted model, not a curated record. NCBI's taxonomy places the organism in Eukaryota, Viridiplantae, Streptophyta, Magnoliopsida, Solanales, Solanaceae. The transcript has 2 exons.
AUGUCUAAUUAUCAUGUUGCUGUUAUAGCAUUUCCUUUUGCAACACAUGCUGGCCUUUUAUAUGGACUUGUUCAAAGGCUAGCAAAUACAUUACCAAAUGUGACAUUCACAUUUUUUAGCACAAAAAUUUCGAAUUCUUCAAUUUUUAAUUCACAAAAUUAUAAUUAUAGAAAUACAAAUCUUAAGCCCUAUGACGUCUCUGAUGGCGUCCCAGAGGGUCACGUGCUCGGAGGUGGUCUCGAGGAGAUUAUAGGAUUAUUCUUCAAAUCCGCGAAGAAAAAUAUUCAUAAUGCUAUAAUUUCUGCUGAGAAUGACUCAGGGAAAAAAAUUACAUGUGUUAUUGCGGAUGCGUUUAUGUGGUUUUCGAGUGAUAUGGCUGAAGAGUUUAACGUUAGUUGGAUUCCUGUAUGGACUUCCGCAGCUGGAUCACUCUCUGUUCAUGUUGAUACCGAUGUUAUAAGACAAAAUGUUGGAAUCCAAGGAAUUGAUGGACGCGAAGAUGAAAUUUUGAAUUUUAUUCCUGGAAUUUCUGAAGUAAGACUUGGUAAUUUGCCUGGUGGAAUUGUUUUUGGAGACCUAAAAUCGCCAUUUUCGAUGAUGCUUCAUAAAAUGGGAAAAACCAUAGGAAAAGGAAAAGCCAUACCAAUAAAUUCAUUUGAAGAAUUAGACCCUCAAAUGGUUCAAUAUCUCAAGUCUAAAUUCAACAAUAUUCUUAAUGUUGGUCCUUUUAAUUUAACUUCACCACCCCCCUUAGCAAAUAUUGUAGACAAAUAUGAUUGUAUUGAGUGGCUAAAUAAUCAAGAACCAAGCUCUGUGGCAUAUAUUGGAUUUGGUACUGUUGCAACACCACCACCUAAUGAGUUAAAAGCUAUGGCUCAAGCACUUGAAGAAAAAAAAAUUCCAUUUAUUUGGUCAAUUAAAGAGAAUUUUAUGUCACAUUUUCCACAAGGGUUCUUGGAAAACACAAGUGAGUAUGGUAAAGUUGUACCAUGGGUACCACAAGUACAAGUUCUUGAACAUAGUGCGAUUGGAGUUUUUAUAAAUCACUCUGGAUGGAAUUCGGUUCUGGAGAGCAUAGCUUCUGGGGUACCUAUAAUUUGUAGGCCAUUUUUUGGAGAUCAUCAUUUGAAUGCUUGGAUGGUUGAGAAAGUUUGGAAAAUUGGUGUGAAAAUUGAAGGUGGGGUUUUUACAAAAAGUGGUACAAUUGAUGCACUUGACUUAGUUUUGUCAAAAAAUAGAGUGGAAUUGAAGGAACAAAUUGGAAUGUACAAAGAACUUGCUCUAAGGGCUGUUGGAACAAGUGGGAGUUCAACUCAAAAUUUCAACAAGUUGGUUGAGAUUAUCAAUUCUUGUUAGUGAAAU